Molecule: messenger RNA, 588 nt
Organism: Protopolystoma xenopodis
Lineage: Eukaryota; Metazoa; Platyhelminthes; Monogenea; Polystomatidea; Polystomatidae
Source: the annotation of a GenBank genome assembly
AUGGACUACGGACUAGAAGGUGAAGUGCCAUGUUCUCGUGUUUCUGACUGGUUGAGCGCCGACAGUCAACCUUCGGGCUCGUGCCUUUCAGGCCUCCUUUCUGAAAAAGAAUCUCUACAUCCUAAUCAGUUUGAUAAUUUAAGCAAGUCCAUUGCAGCGAGCAAGCACGUCCCGUCUUUGCUCAACAAUGUUCAAUGCUUAUCAAGUUCCGUUAAUUCCUCGUUGGAUCACGACGACCAGCUGCUUGCAAUUUACCGAUUAGCACUUGCUGGCGAAGAGGCUGAUGCUCCAUUGGUUGACAUUCAAAAUCAACAACAAAUUCGAUGUUCUUCGUCUCAUCUGAAAAAGCUAGGCGUUAUCCCCUCUUUAUCUCAAGGCAGCAUUGGUCUGCACUCUCCACACCAUCCUGUCUUGUUACUUACUAGUCAGGCCUCUCCUAGUCUUCGUCAUGAUAGUACUCUAUUAAGACCAGAGCCUCCAGAGGUCAAAGAACUUGCUGUAGUCGAUAACUGGAAUUCAGAACAAAUUCUACAUAUGACAAAUUCAGCUUCAUCAUCUCCCUCCCUCACAAUGAAUCGUGAAACUUGA